AUGCAAAACCUGGUAGGCAAGUCUCCGCACGGGUACUGUGCACCCAUAUAUCAGCUCCGAGAAACGACGCUUGACUUGCUGGAGGAGUUGGAUUCGACUGCUAUUCUACCACACCAUGGCUGCCAGCUCUUCCGGGCCCCGAAGCGCCCUCGCCGUAAGCCCAUCGGCUUUUCCAAGCCAGAAGCUACCUGGAUGCACCCCAUCAAGGAAACUUACUCGCCCCCUGAUAGAAAACCACUUGGCAUGAUGCCGAUGCAGUUCGUACCGCAUGACGAAGACUGUCAAGGCCAUGUCGAUGUCCGAGUGAUCGAGAAAAUGUGGCGUAAUCGUUUCCAGUGGAUUUGA
Penicillium odoratum is the source of this 345-nucleotide messenger RNA. RefSeq names its product xylanase/chitin deacetylase. The coding region runs from base 1 to 345 and encodes 114 amino acids. The record is from RefSeq and is a predicted model, not a curated record. Lineage: Eukaryota; Fungi; Ascomycota; Eurotiomycetes; Eurotiales; Aspergillaceae. The transcript has 3 exons.